UAGUUUCCUCACCCAUUGAAAGAGACUAUCCAGCCACCCCUUCUUUACAAAUCCUUUCUGGGUUAUAUUCAGUUCCAUAGCUCAGCUUCUGAAACAACCCCCCCCCCCUCCAAAAUUCCACAAUUGAAAUGGCCUCAGCUACCAAGUUUUCAUACCACAGACUGAAACAUGAAGAAGAAGAAGGCCAUGUGCUUGAAGUUGAUGAAAUUGCGGAGAGGUUGAUGAUGAUGGGAAGACCAAGGCCGUGCGUGAGGCUCAAAAGGGUGUCUGUCAAGAAAAGGUUUAGGGUUAAGGUUCCAAGCUUGAGGAGGUUGUUUAGGAAGAAAGUAAAGCUUGUGAGGAUUUCAUUUGGGAAGAUGGUGAAGAGAUUUAAAGAAAGUCAAGCCCAUUUGGGUGAUCUUUUUGCUGGGAAUUAUAUGUUUAUUCAAGUCAAUCCUACAACCAUGAAAUACUGCUUUGAAAAAUCUUAUGGAGGCCUUGCUUUAAAUGGCUUGCCUUCUUCUAGGUGUUCUCUCUCUAGGAUUGCUUGAUGUUUGAAGGUUUGAAAUUGUGUGUGUGUUGCCUUUUCUUGUAUUAGAUCUUGACUCAUGCAGGGUAGCUGCAACUUUUCUUUUAAUACAAAAUAGCCUAAGGGUUCAAAAGCUAAGAUUCAACUUAUUAAGUUCGGGGUUCAUUUGCAAUGUGUUGUAUGAAAAUGGGAAAAAUUUCCAUUUAUGGAAAACUUAAUUUCAUUUGUGCAAA
Gossypium raimondii (Peruvian cotton) is the source of this 741-nucleotide messenger RNA. RefSeq lists its product as uncharacterized. Lineage: Eukaryota; Viridiplantae; Streptophyta; Magnoliopsida; Malvales; Malvaceae. The transcript has a single exon. The coding region runs from base 129 to 530 and encodes 133 amino acids. The record is from RefSeq and is a predicted model, not a curated record.